Molecule: messenger RNA, 291 nt
Organism: Rotaria socialis
Lineage: Eukaryota; Metazoa; Rotifera; Eurotatoria; Philodinida; Philodinidae
Source: the annotation of a GenBank genome assembly
AUGCCACCGAAAGGUAGAAUUGACGAAGAAAUCUUCCUAAAAACAUUGCGAACACUGCAUAACGAUGCAAUUCGUAUGUUAGAUGAUUCUAAAGCAACAGCAAAUAUAUGGGGCCAUAUUUGUACUUCAAUGGAUAAAGCAGAUAACGCUGUUAAUCGAGGUGCAUGCUAUGAUUUAUGGAAACGCAAACGGCACAUAUGCAACAAUCUAAUCAAUGAUACAUUAUCGGUGGGUUUUUGCAAUUUUAAUAUUCUAUGUAUCUUUAUUUACUAUUUUGGAUCAUCAUCAUAG